UAAGCCCAGUCCAAAGGUUUCCCCCACGCUGUCACUGAAGUUUACUGCGUCUAUAAGCUCUCAGAUGGAUUCCGCAUGGCAAACUGUCCUGUCUGUACACCAGAGGAUAGUCGACAAUGGAGACAAGAGAACGGACCCCUGGCUGUUGGUCUACUCCCCAGUCCCGGUGACGCUCAUCUUCCUGCUUUAUCUGUUUGUAAUCUGGGCCGGCCCUCGUCUGAUGAAGCACAGAGAACCCUUUGAGCUCAAAGUGGUCCUCAUUGUUUACAACUUUGCCAUGGUUGGCCUGUCUGUGUAUAUGUGCCAUGAGUUCCUUGUUACAUCCUGGCUCCUUAACUACAGCUUUCUGUGUCAGCCUGUAGAUUACAGCACCAGUCCGCUGGCAAUGAGGAUGGCCAGAGUGUGCUGGUGGUUUUUCUUCUCUAAGGUCAUAGAGCUCAGUGACACGCUCCUAAUCAUCCUGCGGAAGAAGAACAAUCAGCUGACGUUCCUUCAUGUUUACCAUCACAGUACUAUGAUCUUCAACUGGUGGUUGGGAGUAAAGUAUGUGGCAGGUGGACAGUCGUUCUUCAUCGGCAUGAUCAACACCUUUGUCCACAUUAUAAUGUACUCUUACUAUGGCCUGGCUGCACUCGGCCCUCACAUGCAGAAAUACCUGUGGUGGAAACGGUACCUGACAUCUCUGCAGCUGGUGCAAUUUCUCCUGAUCCUUGUGCACACAGCGUACAACCUGUUUGCAGAUUGCAACUACCCUGAUGCCAUGAACGCUGUGGUGGUUGGUUACUGCAUCACCCUCAUCAUCCUCUUCAGUAACUUUUAUUAUCAGAGCUACCUCAGGAAGACGAAGAAGCAGAAAUGAGACGCCGUGAUGAGGCAACACACAGCUGAAACACACCGGUUUAAAAAAAAUACACACACACACAUAUAUAUAUAUAUAUAUAUAUAUAUAUGGGCAUUAUACAUAAUGUACAUUAAAGGUUUAUUUUUUGGAAAAAAAAUCUGCAGUACUUCGCAGCGACCACUGGAGGGCACAACAAGUCCACAGUGUGAAAGUUUUUCUCAGGGUGCUCAACGCACAACUAGCUCUGGGGACUGACAUUGCACAAUA
This is a messenger RNA of Pelmatolapia mariae (spotted tilapia), 1108 nucleotides long. It is a transcript of the gene elovl8b, whose product is annotated as ELOVL fatty acid elongase 8b. Gene Ontology annotation, molecular function: fatty acid elongase activity. Gene Ontology annotation, cellular component: endoplasmic reticulum membrane. The coding region runs from base 65 to 859 and encodes 264 amino acids. The record is from RefSeq and is a predicted model, not a curated record. The transcript is spliced from 8 exons. Gene Ontology annotation, biological process: fatty acid elongation, saturated fatty acid; fatty acid elongation, polyunsaturated fatty acid; sphingolipid biosynthetic process. NCBI's taxonomy places the organism in Eukaryota, Metazoa, Chordata, Actinopteri, Cichliformes, Cichlidae.